Mytilus trossulus (common blue mussel) is the source of this 7056-nucleotide messenger RNA. Its product is annotated as RING finger protein 44-like. Bases 311 to 2812 code for a protein of 833 amino acids. Gene Ontology annotation, molecular function: ubiquitin protein ligase activity. Lineage: Eukaryota; Metazoa; Mollusca; Bivalvia; Mytilida; Mytilidae. The transcript is spliced from 8 exons. Gene Ontology annotation, biological process: protein ubiquitination. The record is from RefSeq and is a predicted model, not a curated record.
AUAUAUAUGUCAAAAGAUGACACAAGGUAUGAAAUAGCAAUUGUACAUCACUUUUUGGUUUAUUAAUGGGACAACAUGAAAUAAGAACAUAUUGAUAUCUUAACAAAUUUAGUACGGGUUGUGUAUUGUGACGUCACAAAACAUUUGCUGGGCAAAUUUUGUUAUAUAGCAACGACUGUGUCCAGGAUAUUGCCCUGUGACGUCACAAUGUCAUGCUUAGAUGAAAGGUAUUGUAUGGCAACCAACAUUGACCAGUCACAUUCUCUGUUACAAAUGUGUUUUGGUAUUGUCAUAGACAUCAGGCAACAAGAUGGCUGAAAACAUUUUUUAUGCUGGACCAGUUUAUGUAAAUGCAGUAAACCAACAGUAUUUAUAUUCAAGUCAGUUCUCCCAAACUGGAAAUACAUCUAUGGGCUUUCAACACCCUAUACAUGACCAAACUGUGGGCUUUGAUCAAUCUGGACAGUCUUUGGGCUUUGAUCAAUCUGGACAGUCUUUGGGCUUUGAUCAAUCUGGACAGUCUUUGGGCUUUCAACAACCUGGUCAUCCAGUACAAACAGUAAAUCCUGUCACUCCAAUUAUGAUCCCUGUAAAUUUUGUUCCUCUUGGGCAACAGUUGAAUAUAUUUAACAGAGCAGGAUACCAGGGUUUUGCUUUUAAUGUGAUUCCUGGUAGAUAUGUAUUUAUUCCACAGAAUAGGUUUUCUUCUUAUAAUCAGCACAUACCAACAAAUGAAAUACAACAAUCAGUUACAAAUGGAAGCAGAGAACAAUCUGAAGAAUGGAAUCAAGCAUUUUCAAGAGUUUCUGAAACCGCUGACCAGUACCUUGGAAGGAAUGGAAUUACACAUUUUGCUAGACAACCGUCAAGUCUGAAUGCUCAAAACCAGUCAGAAACUACUGAUACUAUUAACCAGAAUUCAGCAACUCAUAUGCCAACUCCUCUCUCUCAAGGAAGAAGUAAUUACAAUGGAAAUAUUUAUAAUGAAACAGAAUUCCACCGAAAUGACUCGUUACCUAUUUCCCAUCAAAAUUUAAAUAGCAGUUCAAACAUGUUUGUUAACUAUCAUCAAGAUGAUGUUCAUCAGAGACAAAACACAUUUAAUCAAGGAUCUUUUGUGAAUUCAUCAUAUAACCAAAACGCUGGUCACUUCCAUGACCAGUCAGGAAAUGAUAUACCUAGUGCUAAUACUAAUAGGAUAGAGAAUUCUCCAUCUUUACAUGAUAUGUUUCAAGAACUUGUGCAUUUAUAUUUUCAUGAGACGACAAAUUGGAUUCAAGCCGUCAUAUUCAAUCAUCCUCGACAAACAAGAACUAGGUCGUUACUUGGAGUUAUAUCAUCAUUGGUAUCGGAAAAUUUUCAUACAGUUCUUCAAACCGUUUUAAAUGGAUUUUUCAGUGGAGUGCUUUUAAGUCAAAAUUUUGCAUUCAGGCAAAUUUCAGAAACUUUGCUGACAAUUGAAAACUCCAGAGCAAUUACGUAUAACUUAGCCCUACACCUACGAGCACAUUCAAGAAUCUUUAACAUAUUUCUGUCUCCUACCAGGUUAUUAGGAAGAUUUGCCGAGGUUGUCAAUAGUACUACAAGAUGGAUGAUUAUGAAUCAAACAAAUUCAAUACCUGAUAUAUUGCCAUGUCCUGGUACAAGAAGACAAACAAGAGACAGAAACUCACAGCAAACAAGAGAGGCUUCACCAGAACGACGUGCCUUCCAACCCCCACACAUGAUGACAUCACAGAUUCACCCUGCGUCCUUACCAUCAAAUCAUCAUAGGACAGGACAAAGACCAAUAUUAAUGGAACAAAUGCCAGUUACAGCUCCUGUUUCUAUGACACCAUUUGCUAUCCCAGUAUGCACAGGGCCACAUCAUAUCCCAGUUUGCACCACAGCUCAUAUUCCAGUGUGCAGUAGCCAAGCAACAUGGUCAUUUCCUGCCUGCAGUGUUCCGAUACCAACUUGUAACCUGCAGCAUAUUCCUGCAUGUAGUCUGCCACAGAUACCGAUUCCACAUCACACGUUUCCACCUCUGUUUGCUCAUCAUCCUCAUAGUCUAGCCAACCAUUUACCUCGACAACAACAUAUGUCGCCACCAACAACACAGUUUACAGCCAAUCAUAAUCAGCCACAUCAUCACCAUCAUCCACAUCCUCAUCAACAGCAUCAUCAACCAUUUCAUCAGCGCCAGGAAGAAGAAUUACAAAUGAUCCAAGAUCAUCAUCGCCAGGCUUUCCAGUUGCCACUACAUCAUCACCAUCCUCAUCAGACGCCAUUCACACAUUCACCCCCAGUAGUGCUUCAGGAACCUAACAUUCAUCCAGCUCCACAUGAUUUAUAUGGACCCUUCCAAAGACACUAUGCACGACCACGCAUGGGAGGACGAAGUGGAAGAUUGCGGUCAAUACCAUUACCUCCACCACCUUACCCAGGAUUCCUUCUUCACUUCCUAGCAAUGUUAAGCAACCCUCCAAUACCUCAUCUUGGAAGAGACUUUAAUGAUGAAGCAACAGAAGUGGAAAAUUAUGAGGCAUUAUUAAACUUAGCCGAGAGACUUGGAGAUGCCAAGCCCAAAGGGUUAACAAAGCCAGAGAUAGAACAACUGCCAGCCUAUAGAUUUAAUAAGGAGAACCAUAAUUCAGACAUGGACCAAACCAACUGUGUUGUCUGUAUGUGUGACUUUGAGAACAGGCAAUUGCUCAGAGUACUACCUUGUAGUCAUGAAUUUCAUGCUAAAUGUGUUGACAAAUGGUUGAAGACUAACAGAACUUGUCCAAUAUGCCGAGCAGAUGCUACAGAAAUAGUUCAGUCAGACUGAUAAUUCAAACUGUUCAUUUUACCAGGGUAAAAAUAGUUCCACUGUAUGUCUUUUAAUUACGCAAAUUAAAAUUCAUCACAAAGCAAUCGAAAGACAACAGCACAAGAUAAUCCUCUUGAUUAACAGACAUACUAAAAAAAGGAUGGAAAUUUAGUUUGUAAUUUUCUUCCAUUGUACAGAUAUUGGAGACAUCUAAAGCACCGUGAUUGUAAUACUCAGGAAUAGAUUAUUUUACACCAAAAUCUUAGGUGCUUUACUGUCUCAUGUACUGCAUGACCUUUAACCUUCAUACUGUCAGAGGUCGAUAUAAGCUUUUCUCGUUCGUUAGAUUUAUUAAAGGAAAUGUUUGAAUGUGUAGAUGUUAACUGCAUGCAUAUUAAUUUUUUUUGUUAUGUUCAGUAUAUUAAAAUGUUCUUUUGUAUUUGCUGUAAACUUGAUCCUAAUUUAAAAGUAUUUUGUCAAAAUCUUGGCUCAUUGUUACAAUAUAUUGUCAAGAGGAAAAAGGUUAGACCUGUUUUGUUUUUUGUUUUGUUUUUCUAUGAGAUGUGCCAGUGUUUUUUUUAUUUGUAUGAAGUCAGCCCUUAGGGUGUUGAAAACUUAUUUAUGUGUUCUUUUAGUUACAUCAAUGUAACAUUAACAAAUUAAUAUAAAAUUUAUGUGAAAUUAUAUAGGAAAAUGGUGUUAGCUGCUUUAACACAUUAAAUACAUAUAAUCAAAAUGAUUGAUACACUUAUGUUGUAGAUGUAAUAAAAUCGCAUAAAACUUGUCAAAGGGAGAUAAGUCUAGUUAAAUAAUGAACAGGACGUCAACAAUGCAAUACACAAUAAUAUGCUUGUUUACACAUAUCAUAAUAUGUAUUUUUUUUCAUCUCUCAUGUUGAAUUUGAAUGAAAGUCAUCCUGUUUUGUGAGUUUACAAUUUUUUUCAAGAAUAUUUCAUAUGCUGGUGAAACUAUUGCAUACUUGUAAUCAAAGGACAGAGAAACGUUGAAUAAUUAUUUUGUUUUUUUGUUUGAAUGUCCUUUACAGCUGUACAGACAUGCUUACAAUAUAAGACGAGACAUUACACAUAAAUAUAUGUAUUUUACCUUAAGAGUUCCCCAUGAAUAGAUUAUUGGCAUUAUAAUCCAUUGUAAAAAUAGGAAUUUUUUUUUAAUGAUAGUGGCAUUUUUAAAUGUUUAAGCUUGGUCAAAUAUAUAUUUUCACUAAUUCUUGUAUAGCGUAUAAUUGAUACAUAUCAUUAAUGGUUUAAUCAUUUUUCUUAAAAACAAGGAACCAUUUUAUUUAGAAGUUAGACUUUAAUAGCAUAGUAUUGAAACUUAGGAAUUGAUUUCUUUCUUUUUAUUAUCCAAAUCUUAUAAUUAAUACAUAAGGGAAUCAACAGAUUGAAGUAACAGCUUUUUUUUUAUUUAUGUCCUAUUCCUUUAUCAUUGGUUAUUUGAUGAUCAUGCUAUUCCUUUCUCUGUCUGAUUUAACUAGAUUGGAUCAAUAUUACGCUUAUGUUUCCUCUUCCUGGUUAAUGAUCUGUAGUGGGUAUUUUCUUUAUUGUAACCUUAAUGAAUUAUCUUAGAUAACAUAGACCGAGGUGGUGCAAAAAUAUAAGUUAUAUUGGAUUUCAUAAAACUUUAUUUACUCAAACUAAAAAAAUGUUAUGAUAAUUGAUUUAGAAUUAAAGUUCUAUGAAACCCAAGAUCAUCACAUUUAUCUAGACAAGUAAAAUGAUACAGGGAGAAGUAUUUUGUUAUUUAUUUAGACGAUUUAUUUCCAUUGUUUUUGUUGAUACAUUUUGUUUGAUAUUACAGUGUUUAGCCUUUGUUGGAUUUUUUUAAAUGGUUGUUAUGCAGGCCAAAAGAAACUCAUUUUAUCUGCAUUCAUUAUAUAUGACACAAAAUCAUUGACUUUGUUGUUCACUGUUUGAAGAUCCUGUACAUUGAAUAAUAACAUGGCCAUUCUUAUAGAGAGAAAAAAUUUAUUAUACUGGUACAUGAAUUUUUUUUUGUAAGUUCACAAUAUUUGAAGCCUAGAUUUAUAAUCAAUAGUAAAGAAUUGGUUUAGUUGUUUAAGUUCAAAUGAAAUACACUAGAUCACUGAUGUGAAGUUCUCACGAAACAUUAGAAUUGUGGAGAAUUUACAAAGAGAAGUUACUCUAUUUAGAUUUGACUUAGCUUGCUUGUAAUACUAUGGGUAUUAAAGUCUUCAUUUAAGAUUUCUAACAUUAAGAUAUAUUUCCUAAAUGAAAGGGAAACUUUUAUGAACAGAAACUGUCAAAAGUUCAGAGAAGCCAGUUAGGUUUAAGCGGUAAAUUUCUUUUAGGAAAAUGCUGUAAAUGUUUUUUCAAUUUUGUCUUUUAUUAUGAUGUGUCGUGUCGUCAAGGGUCAUAUUAUUUUUGCUUUGACACGUUUGUGAGAUUAAAUUAAAUUAUAAUCAUUUUGUAUUUUCUGAUUUAGUAUUUUUGUCAUUUUAAGAAAUACAAACUUCGCUACCUCAAUCUUGUAUAGGACAUCAAGGCUUUAAAGGAUUCACCUUAGAAUGCAUCUGUAGUAAAACCCUCUUCCUCUUGUGGCUUAUUAAAUGUAUAUAUUAAAUUUUACAGUUUCUGGACAAAUGCAGUAACUUUAGCAGGUGCCUUUUUCUAAUAAUAAAACAUCUGAGGUGUUAAACAAUAUUUUACAAGAAUGAAAUAUAUUUCAAUGAAAAAUAGUGGAUAAAAUCAAUGAAAUUGAGCAAACUUAUAUAUAUUUUUUGUCAAAAACUGCUAUGACAAUGAGUACUGCUAAUUUGUCCAGAAAUCUGUAUAUCUGUAAAUGGAAGCUUAUGUAAUUGUCCUGUACAAGGCUUUUUUUUAUUACUCCAUAGUAUUUUUCCAUUGAUAUUGACACAUUGUACAUAAGCAAAUUUUAUUACUAAUCCACACACAAAUAUAGAAAACGUUUGUUGUUAUAUGCAGGAAGAUUUUAAUAUUUUUGUGAUGAGAGCAAAAAUAUAGAGUUUUAUAUAAGGCUUUACUGAUAUCAUAUUACGCUUUGUGUAGGUUAGAGUUUAUUAAAGUGCUAAUUCAGAUAUUUAUUAUAUUAUUUUGUUUAUAGUUGUUUGAAUUAUUUCCGUUUUCACAUUGUAAACAUUUUUGUUUUUCCCGUUUGAAAGUGAUCUUAAUCUGAAAUGAAAUAAUUGUUUGUUGUAAUGAAGUAAGUAAACCAAAUAUCCCUGAAUAAUGUUAAACUUGUUCCCUGUCUCGCUUUCAUCUACCUCGGGUCUGUUCACAAGAUUAGUGAGCAAUCAAUUAUUCCAAAAUGGGAACAGCCAUAAAAUAAAAUGUCUCUUCUCGUGUUCAAAACAAAUUUUGAAAUUUAGAUUUUUUUUAAAAUGCAAGCCAUUUGUUGGAGGUACUUAUUUGUUUUUUAUCUUCUAAAUGAAUUCUUUAAUUUGAGGUGUUUUUUUUUAUUACACAUGAAAUAAAUGGAAAAUAACAUGCGUCUGUGUGUUCAAAUUUUUUGUUUUGAUAAACCACAAAAUCUAUGAAUUGAAGUCAGCACAUUAACAUAGAAAACAGUUUAACCCUAAACGCAUAUAUUUAAUUCAGGUGUAUUGUAGGGUUUUUGGCCAGUGUCAGUUCUUGUUGUAAGCAAUGGUUCAAGGAUUAAAGUAAUUGUUAAAUCAAAAUGUAGAUAUAUAGUCUUCUUUUUAAACUUUGAACAAACAUAUUUAAAAUUGCUGGAACCGGUGUUUUGUUUGUGUUAUCAUUUGUGUAUUACUUUACAAAUUUAUAGUAAAAUUAUGAAAUUUAGAAGGUUCUUGGUAUCAAAAAUAAAAUAAACAAAAAAAAACUAUUUGAAUGAUCUUAUGCACUUCAAAACUUGAUUUGACUAUGUUAUAAUUUUCAGUGAAUUCUUUUGAUUUUUGCCUUGUAGUUUCUUUUAUUGUGUAAACUAUUUUUAUUCUACUGAAUUUAUAUACAAUUCCAACAGACCAUUUUAAGAUGAGCAAUAAAUUACAAAAACAAGAGAUUUGUUGCCUAUUAUUUACAUAUGUUGCCUGAAUUUAACACUCAAAAACUUUGUAGUACUGUAAAUUCAGAAAUUUUUGUGUACAUUUAUUAUUGCGAUUUUUUAAACAAUGGACAAGAAUGCAAGUUUAAUUUCAGGAAAUGUUAUUAACAGAUAACUCGUAUCAAAAUUCACAUGCAAGGUUUUGCUUUUGCAAACCUAUCUAGUUGCAAUUUUCGCAAUAAUAAAAAAUGUCAAAAUUU